This is a messenger RNA of Telopea speciosissima, 1608 nucleotides long. RefSeq lists its product as uncharacterized. The record is from RefSeq and is a predicted model, not a curated record. Bases 1 to 1608 code for a protein of 535 amino acids. Lineage: Eukaryota; Viridiplantae; Streptophyta; Magnoliopsida; Proteales; Proteaceae. The transcript has 5 exons.
AUGGCAGAAGGUCUUCGAUCAAAGGAGAGGUCUGCAAAUCUUUCAAUGGAUGUGAUCGUGACUAAAUGCUCAGAGCUCAUUCUUGAAUCAAAGAAAGAUGAUGAAGAGAGGAUCUAUGAUCAUCGUCCUCGUCUUCAGCAGUUUCACCGUGCCAACAGAGGUAUUAAAGUUGAUUUUCCUCGAUUUCUUGAUGGUGAUCCUGUUGACUGUCGUAUCUAUGGCCUCAGUGAUGAUAUGUUAAAGAGUUGUUUCAUUUCUGGCCUCAAGCCAAUGCUCAGAAGAGAGGUCCUAGCAUUACAACCUGAUUCUCUGCAACAGGCCCUGGAUCUUGCUAGAUUGCAGGAGGACAAAUUCCUUGAUUUCAAACCUUAUGCUAAACCUUGGCAGCAGAAACCAAUAUCUAUCAAUCCAUUGCCUUCAAUUUUGGGCCCUAGUCCUACCACCCAAAUUUCUAAUCAGACUCCCAAACAACCAAUAAGGAGGUUAUCAGAGGCUGAGCAACAGCAAAGGAGGCAAAAGGGCCUUUGCUUUAAUUGUGAUGAAAAGUUCCAUGUGGGUCACAGGUGUAAAGGUCGGUCCACUCUUUUGCUGUUAGAGGGUGAUGAGUUCAUGGAUGAGGUGUUACCCAAUGAAAUUGAGGAAUCGCAAGAACCUAAUUCUGAUCCAGAAAUCAGUCUACAUGCCUUAAUGGGCCAUCGGUCCCCUAAAUCCUUGCGACUCAAAGGUCGGAUCAACAACUCCAGUGUUGAGUCUGUAUUCGAUACUCCAAACAUAUUACCUCCUCAGAGACUAAAUGAUCACCGGAUCUCACUUGAGUCCCACUCAAAGGCUGUAUCUAUUAGACCUUAUAGAUACCCUCACUAUCAGAAAGCUGAAAUGGAGAAAAUGGUGGCUGAUAUGCUUGCAGAUGGGAUUAUCCAACCGAGUGUCAGUCCCUACAGUAGCCCAGUGCUAGCUCUGAACAAUGUAACAAUCAAAGAUAAAUUUCCUAUCCCUACUGUCGAUGAGCUAAUUGAUGAACUACAUGAUGCAACUUGGUUUUCUAAGCUAGAUCUCAGAUCGGGUUAUCAUCAAAUACGAAUGCAUACUGCAGACAUUCCUAAAACUGCUUGUCGAACUCAUCAAGGCCACUAUGAGUUCCUUGUGAUGCCAUUUGGCCUCACAAAUGCCCCAAGUACCUUUCAAGCAACUAUGAACAGAAUUUUUGAGCCUUAUCUUCGUAAAUUUGUGAUUAUAUUUUUUGAUGAUAUACUGGUCUAUAGCAAGACGGUGGAAGAUCAUGCAAACCACUUAGCUUUGGUCUUGCAAUGCCUACAGCAGAAUCAAUUUUAUGCCAAGCUCUCCAAGUGCAGCUUUGCUCAGUCUUCUAUUGGUUACUUGGGCCAUAUAAUCAGUUCUACAGGGUUACAACCAGACCCAGAGAAAAUUGAUGCCAUUGCUAACUGGCCUGCCCCAACUACAGUGAAAAGGCUGCGGGGUUUUUUGGGUCUCACGGGCUAUUACCGGAAAUUUAUACAAGGCUAUGCUUCAAUUGCUUCUCCUCUUACAGACCUCCUUAAGAAGGAUGCUUAUAAAUGGACCCCAACUGCUGAACAAAGCUUUCAAUAG